AUGUUCGGACUGAAAGAGACUCUCUUCUUCUCCCUUCUCCUUGUGUGCAUCGCUGAAGGAGCCAAACGAAACGCACAGUGCGACCAGGUCUGCCAGCGGAAAAUGACAAUCGAGUGCUGCGAAUGCAUCGGAUGUCACCAGGGAAUGCGCUUCGGAAAGCGAUCCCAGCCAUUCAACUCUCCGGAAUUUGAGGAAGCCGCUCUCAGUAAGUCACCUUUAACUUCCUCUUGCCUCAUUCUUGCUGACAAACACACUUUUUCGUUUUCCAGCUGCCCACAACGAAGAUAUGUCAGGAAUUGAAGAAGCAAUUGCCGAGAUCGAGAUGGAGCUUGCCAAUCGAUCGCCACGUCGGUUCGGACAAAAGUACAAUCACUGA
Messenger RNA from Caenorhabditis sp. 36 PRJEB53466, 376 nucleotides. The record is from the annotation of a GenBank genome assembly. NCBI's taxonomy places the organism in Eukaryota, Metazoa, Nematoda, Chromadorea, Rhabditida, Rhabditidae.